CAAGCCCCUGUUUCUCCACCUUCCCGCGGGGUGGCCUUGCCCUCCUCCCGGUAGCACCCGCUUCCCAGGGGCCCCGUUUUCCGUCUGAGAAUGGGUUAUCACAGGAUAGAGUCGAAGACCGGACGAAGUAAUCGUGCGCGACCCGGCUCGGCCCGGGCCACCUGCUCGGGAAAACUGGCCACAGUUGCGGGUUUUAGCCGUGAAAAUUCCCCGAACCGAGGCGUCUUUGCGGCUUGGGCUGAGCGGAUGGGGUGUGCAUUUGCAAUGGGGGUGCUGCGCUAGGAAUCGGCCCCGCAGGAGGUGCCGGGACGUGGGGGCGGCGGCUCGGCCACGGCCUGGGCUUCCCGGACAGGGCCAGAGAUGUAGCUGCGGGACGGUGGGUAGUGUCGUCGCGGGAAGGGUCACUGUGGCUGGGCGCUGGUGCUCAGGUUUGGAGAUGAAGAGAGUCCGCCUAAAAGAUCAGGAUCCAGUCUCCAGUUGUCCGUUUCCCCAGCAGUAUGCGCUGCCGUUUGCGCGGGAGGCCACUGUCCCCUACAUACAUGUGUUAGAACAGUCUCCUUGUGUGGGGAGCGUUUUGGUUAUUGCUCUCAGAUGUGCGUGGAAACGCGUGACUGAGACCCGCAAAACCAAGCAUUGGAGGGCCUGAGGCCAGACUGAACUGGACCAGAGUGGACGGAAGACGUCGUCAGGCUGGUCUCUAACUCCUGAUCUCAAGCGAUCCUCCUGCCUCGGCCUCCCAAAGCACUGGGAUAGCAGGCGUGAACUACAACGCCCAGCCAAAAAAUAACAUUUUGAAGGAAAAAAGGAGUGGAGGCUUUGUUCUACCGUGAAGUACUUCCUCCCCCGAAGUCCAUAUCAAGAUGUUUCCUCGGGAUUCCUUCCGGAGCAUAUUCAUCAGGAUGAGCGUGUGGAUGAGCCCGCCGAGCCUCCUGGAGCUGGCGGGGCAGAGCCUGCUGAGGGAUGAGGCCUUGGCCAUCGCCGCUCUGGAGGAGCUGCCCGGGGAGCUCUUCCCGCCGCUCUUCGCGGUGGCCUUCUUCGGGAGACGCGGCGAGACCCUGAAGGCCAUGGUGCAGGCCUGGCCCUUCGCCUGCCUCCCUCUGGGCGCACUGAUGAAGGAACAGCGGCCUACCCCGGAGAUCUUCCAAGCUGCGCUGGACGGGCUGGAUGGGCUCCUUGCCCAGGAGGUUCGCCCCAGGAGGUGGAAGCUGCACGUGCUGGAUUUACGGAAAAAUGCUCAUCAGGACUUCUGGACCGUGUGGUCCGGAACCAGGCUCGGUGUGUGCUCCUGGCUGGAGCCAGCCGCGGCCCAGCCCGUGAGGAAGAAGCAAAAAGUGAAUGCUUCAAGCUCGGUGGCGGCGGAGCAGCCCUUGGCUCCUGUGGAGGUGGUCAUAGAUCUGUCCCUCAAGCAAGGCACCCAAGACGCAUUGCUCACCUACCUCAUUGAGAAAGUGAAGCAGAAGAAGGGUUUGCUGCACCUGUGCUGUAAGAAGCUGAAGAUAUUUGCGAUGCCCAUGCAGAAUAUUAAGAUGAUCCUGAGCAUGGUGCAGCUGGACUCCAUCGAAGAUUUGGAAGUGAAUUGCACCUGGAAAUUGUCCACCCUGGGGAAGUUUUCUCCUCUCCUGGGCCGGAUGAGUAAUCUACAGAGACUCCUCCUCUCCCACAUCCACAUGUCCUCCACGUCCCCGGAGAAGGAGGAGCAGUGUGUCGCCCAGUUCACCUCUCAGUUCCAUUGUCUGCUCCACCUCCAGGAGCUCUACUUGGACUCUAUCUCCUUCCUCAAAGGCCGCCUGGACCAGGUGCUCAGGUGCCUGAAGAGCCCUUUGGAGACCCUCUCGAUAACUAACUGCCAGCUUUCAGAAUCCGACUUGACCUGUCUGUCCCAGUGUCCCAGCAUCAGUCAGCUGAAGGACCUGGGUCUGAGUGGCGUCAUCCUGACCGAUAUAAGCCCUGAGCCCCUCCAAGUUCUGCUGGAGAGAACCUCUGCCACCCUCCAGGACCUGGACUUAGAUGAGUGUGGGAUCAUGGACUCCCAGUUCGUUGUCAUCCUGCCUGCCCUGGGCCGCUGCUCCCAGCUUACGACCUUCAGCUUCUGCGGAAACCCCAUCUCCAUGGCCGUCCUGGAGCGCCUCCUGCACCACACCAUCGGGCUGAGCAGGCUCAGCCACGUGCUGUACCCUGCCCCGCUGGAGAGUUACGAGGACACCCGGGGCACCCUCCACCUGGGCAGACUUGCCUACCUGCACGCCAAGCUGAAGCGGAUGCUGCAGGAGUCAGGGCGGCCUGGCAUGGUCUGGUUCAGCGCCAACCCCUGUCCUCGCUGUGGGGACAGGACCUUCUAUGACCCGGAGCCCAUCCUGUGCCCCUGUUUCAUGCCUGCCUAGCUGCGUGCCCUUGUCAGAAGCUUUAUUCUGGGCACUUAGACACUGAAGCCCAGGAUGUAAGUGCAUGCUGAAGCAGCACAGAAGCCAUAGUUUGACACAACUGCUCAGUGUGGGCAGGAAAAAGAAAAGUGA
This is a messenger RNA of Microcebus murinus (gray mouse lemur), 2513 nucleotides long. The record is from RefSeq and is a predicted model, not a curated record. Lineage: Eukaryota; Metazoa; Chordata; Mammalia; Primates; Cheirogaleidae.